GUCACUCGGCCGUCGUAUAAAAGCUCUCCCGAGAAUAGCGAAGUCACUCACUGUUCUUCAAGCAUCUCUUGUGCGUGCAAAAGCAGCUCCUCCAUUCCUUCAACAUGAACGCCCUGGUCAUUGCACUUCUCGUCGCCUCCGCUGCCGUCUGCUUCGCCCAGGACUUCGGCGACUUCGGCGGUGGCUUUGGCGGUGGAGCCGGUGGCUUCGAUAGCAGCUCCUUCGGUGGCGCUGAUGGCGCUGGUGCUGUAGGUGGCGACUUCAGCGGCGGCUUCGGCGGCGCUGACUUGGACGGUGGUGCUGGCGGAUUCGACUCAUCCAGCUUUUCCGGUGGCUUCGAUGGAUUCGGCGCCGCUGCCUCCAACCAGCGCCCACAGGUCGGACACGUCCAGAGCGGACCCGUUGACGGACAGUAAAUUUUCACUUUAGGGUGCCAUCCAUUGGAUACCGCACGCUUGCAGGUACCUGCAGUCGCACCAGGGAAUAAGACCUCCCGGUAACUCUUCAAGACGGAUAUCCCAAAGUCUCUCUCAUCACGACCUGCAGAUAUGCAGAUUUUUGUAAUGCAAUGUACAUAGUCUAGAAAGAAAAAAAAGGAAAACAUAGGCGUCUGUAAAUUGACGAUCUUCAUUUCAUUAAACUUUCAUGUUGAUUAA
Ornithodoros turicata is the source of this 656-nucleotide messenger RNA. RefSeq names its product keratin, type II cytoskeletal 68 kDa, component IB-like. The record is from RefSeq and is a predicted model, not a curated record. The transcript is spliced from 3 exons. NCBI's taxonomy places the organism in Eukaryota, Metazoa, Arthropoda, Arachnida, Ixodida, Argasidae. The coding region runs from base 105 to 416 and encodes 103 amino acids.